This is a messenger RNA of Apis cerana (Asiatic honeybee), 914 nucleotides long. RefSeq names its product late cornified envelope-like proline-rich protein 1. NCBI's taxonomy places the organism in Eukaryota, Metazoa, Arthropoda, Insecta, Hymenoptera, Apidae. The record is from RefSeq and is a predicted model, not a curated record.
AGUACUCUCCUGACCUCUGUAUUAUAUUUACAUCAAUAAUAUUGUACAAUAUAUGUUUCCAAAUUAUUAACUUAAUUAAAAUUUAAAUAUUUAAAUUAUUAUAAUUUAUAAAAAAUGUAUUGUUUUGGCAUUUAGUUAUUUAAAAUAUUUAUGAAAUAAAAAAAUGAAUAUCAAGUAUUUAAAAAAUUCAUAAAAUAUAUACGAGAAAAGAUCGAGAAAAGAUUGAAGAUCGAAUAAAUUCAUUAUUAUAUCAAUCAUGAAGUAAUUCCUAAUUUUGGUUGUCUAUUAAAAAAUAAAUUAUUAAAAUUUAUAAAAUAUUAAAAUAAUUACUUCAAAAAUAUUAAAAUAUUUUAAAAACGAUAGUUUAAAAAUAAAAAAUUAUAGCAAAUUAUGACUGAUGAAAAUUCAUGCAAAAGUGUAUGGAAUAAAGUUUUAAAUACUGGAAUUAUUUGGAUUUCUUCACAAAAAAAAUCUGCAUGUCCUCCUUAUAUGAAAAAGAAAAAAAUCGAAGAAGAACCCAAAAAUGAUUUAAAACCAUCCGACGAAGAUAAAAAAUUUGAUUCUACAAAGAAAUUCGAAUAUAAAAGUCCCACUGAUUUCUGUUCUCCAAUUAAAUCUUGUUAUAUUAAAAUGCAGGAUCCUUGUAGAGCAUGUUGUUGUGAAGAAAAACCAAAACCACCACCUCCUUGUCCACCUAAAUGCGGCCCGCAAGUACCACGCGAACCAGUGUGUGGCUGUGAUCUUUGCCAAAAACAUCCCGGUCAUGAAAAAUGUUGCGACAAGAAUAGAGCAUUUCGCGGUAUAGAUAUUCAUCGUGAAUAUUUCGAAAAGGCAUAAUAAUUUGUUUUUAUUAUAUUACAUUAAUUGUGUAAUAUGCUUAUAUGCCUAUAAAUUAAAAUUAUUAUAAAAUUAAA